AUGGGGGGUGAGGAAGGAGGUGAGGUUGGAUCAUUAAAUGCAUGCUUCCUUGCCAAGAGGAACUUCCAAGUUGAUAUAUAUGAAGCUAGAGAAGACAUCCGAGUGACUAAAUCUGCACGUGGAAGAAGCAUUAAUUUGGCCCUUUCUUAUAGAGGACGACAAGCCUUGAAAGCCGUUGGCCUGGAAGAUCAGGUUGUAGCCUACGGUAUCCCCAUGAGAGCAAGAAUGAUACAUUCUCUUUCAGGAAAAAAGUCUGCUAUCCCCUAUGGGACAAAGUCACAGUAUAUUCUUUCUAUAAGCAGAGAAAAUCUAAACAAGGAUCUACUGACGGCUGUUGAGAAAUACUCCAAUGCAAAAGUGCACUUUGGCCACAAGCUGGUGAAAUGUAAUCCUGAGAAAGGAGUAAUCACAGUUCUUGGACAGGACAAAGUUCCCAAAGAUGUCACCUGUGACCUCAUUGUAGGAUGUGAUGGAGCCUUUUCCACUGUUAGAACUCACCUCAUGAAGAAACCCCGCUUUGAUUACAGUCAACAAUACAUUCCUCAUGGGUACAUGGAGCUGAGUAUUCCACCUAAGAAUGGGGAUUAUGCCAUGGAACCUAAUUAUCUACAUAUUUGGCCUAGAGAUACCUUUAUGAUGAUUGCACUUCCUAACACGAACAAAUCUUUCACAUGUACUUUGUUCAUGCCUUUUGAAGACUUUGAAAAACUGCUAACUAGUCGUGAUGUGCUGGACUUCUUCCAGAAAUACUUUCCGGAUUCCAUCCCUCUAAUUGGAAAGCAAGCCCUCGUACAAGAUUUCUUUCUGUUGCCUGCCCAGUCUAUGAUAUCCGUUAAGUGCUCUUCUUUUCACUUUAAAUCAAAUUGCUUGCUGAUGGGAGAUGCUGCCCAUGCCAUAGUGCCCUUUUUCGGGCAAGGAAUGAAUGCGGGCUUUGAAGACUGCUUGGUAUUUGAUGAAUUGAUGGAUAAAUUCAAUAAUGACUUUAGUAUGUGUCUUCCAGAAUUCUCAAGAUUUAGAGUUCCAGAUGACCAUGCAAUUUCAGACCUAUCCAUGUACAAUUACAUAGAGAUGCGAGCACACGUCAACUCAAGGUGGUUCAUCUUCCAAAAGAACAUAGAGAGACUUCUUCAUGCUAUUAUGCCAUCUACCUUUAUUCCUCUUUAUACCAUGGUCACCUUUUCCAGAAUAAGAUACCGUGAAGCAGUGCAGCAUUGGUACUGGCAGAAAAAGGUGAUAAAUAGAGGACUUUUUCUCUUUGGAACACUGAUAGCUGUCAGUGGUACUUACCUACUUAUGCGCUACAAAUCACCGAGACCCCUGGACUACUUGAGAAGACCAUCAGAGUGGGUCACUUACUUCCAGAAUACAGGACAUGUUUCCCUGUAA
This is a messenger RNA of Budorcas taxicolor (takin), 1386 nucleotides long. RefSeq names its product kynurenine 3-monooxygenase (gene KMO). Bases 1 to 1386 code for a protein of 461 amino acids. Lineage: Eukaryota; Metazoa; Chordata; Mammalia; Artiodactyla; Bovidae. Gene Ontology annotation, biological process: NAD+ metabolic process; L-tryptophan catabolic process; quinolinate biosynthetic process. The record is from RefSeq and is a predicted model, not a curated record. The transcript is spliced from 15 exons. Gene Ontology annotation, molecular function: kynurenine 3-monooxygenase activity; NAD(P)H oxidase H2O2-forming activity; FAD binding. Gene Ontology annotation, cellular component: mitochondrial outer membrane.